UCGGCGCGCGAAGCUCCAGCAGGAAGUGAGAGCAGCAGAACGCGAACGGCAGCCAGUUGGGGAUUUGAACCUCUCACACAACUUCCAUAAUCUGUUAACAUCUGCUUUAUUAUGGCAGAUACGAAGGACCAGGAAGACCACGAAACCACCGGAGACGGAGCCGAGGACACUAAUCAUGAUCCCCACUUUGAGCCCAUCGUGUCUCUUCCUGAGCAGGAUGUUAAAACAUUAGAAGAGGAUGAAGAGGUGCUCUUUAAAAUGCGAGCCAAACUGUAUCGCUUUGCCUCUGAGAACGACCCUCCCGAGUGGAAGGAGAGGGGGACGGGGGACGUGAAGCUGCUGAAACACAAAGAGAAGGGCACGAUCCGCCUCCUGAUGAGGAGAGACCGAACUUUGAAGAUCUGUGCCAAUCAUCAGAUCAGCCCGCUGAUGGAGCUGAAGCCCAACUCCGGCAGUGACAGAGCAUGGGUGUGGAACACACUAGCAGACUACGCAGAUGAAUGUCCAAAACCAGAACUCCUGGCAAUACGCUUCUUAAAUGCAGAAAAUGCGCAGAAGUUCAAGAAUAAAUUUGAUGAGUGCAAAGAGGAAGUGAAAAAGCAACUUGAGGGAUCAGGCAACACUGAUGGUGCCAACAAGGUGGCAGAGAAGCUGGAGGAGCUUUCAGUCAAAGAUAAAGCCUCUGAGGGAAAGAAGGAAGAGAACAAAAAGGAAACUAAAAAUGAAGAUGAGAAAAAUGAGGUGAAAGCUGAGAAGAAUUAAGAACCAAGAACUUGCUUUGCUGAUCUUCAGUUUUUUUUUUGUUUGUUUUUUUCAGUUUUCCUCUUUUUCUACAAUAGACUCUAUGAACUGAAUUUGGACUCUUGCAUAUUAGUUUUUUGUUUUUUCUUUUAAAUCUGUUUUGCCUCAAGAUCACAAGUCCUUGAAGCCACUGGAGAAAAUAUCAGAAACAAAGUUAAAAACAAAUAUAUAUUUUUCUCUGACCCUGUUCCCGUUUUGCUCAGUGGAAGCCCACACUUUUCCACCCUUGCUUUUUGAGAGUUGGACAUUACUAUUAACAAACUGUGAAAAGAGGCUUGUGAUAGCGAUGAUUCCCACAUUGGGGUAUUUUUUUCGUUCUUUUUGUUAUUCUGAAGCGGAGUUCAUUUGUAGGGUGAGGGGGGAUAAUGUAGCCUGCUCAUUAGCAGCACCAGGUCAGGAACCAGGCAUUAUGGAGGCGCAUUUUGAAGGUGAAACCCACUGACGACUCCCUGCGCGUCCUGUCCGCACUUCCACUAUUAGAUGGCAAGGUGAAGACGUCUCCGAGUGGGUUUUUCCCUCGGUUUAGCUCAGUCUGACUAAAAGAGGACAGUUGGGGAGCAUCAGACGAGGGUUUUGAAGUCACAGUGUCCACCACUUAGUGAAGAAUCUUUCUUUUUUAAAAAAAAGUCUUGAAGUCCAAAGUAAAAACGGUUCAUUAAUUUGUGCAGCUUUUUCUUUUUUCUUCCCCUGAGUCGUGUUUCUCAUCAGGAGAUAAGUUUGUAUGUUUUUAGCUCAUGACAUUCCCAGACUUCAAAGCAUGUAAAGUGUAUGUAACAGAGUGCGCCCCAUUUUGGUUCUGUGUUCUCACCGCCCGCUCCUUUGUUUUUUGUUUUGUUUUUUUUCUUUCCACCAAAUACGUUCUCUCUACCUUGACUCUUCAGUGCAUCCAAGUGCCAGUGCAUCUGUAAAUACAUGUAUAUGGAUGAAAUGUUGCUCUUUGUUUGCACUCAGAUGAACUGAAAUGUUUCCUCCACCUUCAAAUAAAAGCUGGCAAAGAUCA
Poeciliopsis prolifica (blackstripe livebearer) is the source of this 1801-nucleotide messenger RNA. It is a transcript of the gene ranbp1, whose product is annotated as RAN binding protein 1. Gene Ontology annotation, cellular component: centrosome; cytoplasm; nuclear pore. NCBI's taxonomy places the organism in Eukaryota, Metazoa, Chordata, Actinopteri, Cyprinodontiformes, Poeciliidae. Gene Ontology annotation, molecular function: GTPase activator activity. Gene Ontology annotation, biological process: nucleocytoplasmic transport; positive regulation of mitotic centrosome separation. The record is from RefSeq and is a predicted model, not a curated record. Bases 112 to 762 code for a protein of 216 amino acids. The transcript is spliced from 6 exons.